AGCGCCGGGCCGCGGGCUCGGAGAGGGCGCUGCGAUGACCGCUUUGAGCAGGAGCGAGAGCGCCGUGGCGGGCAGCAACCAACAAAUGCUUGGAAAGACAGCUCCUCUGAAGAGCUCUGUGCACUUCGUAGAGAAACCAGAAAAGGUCGUCCAGGAACCUCCAGAUGACAGUCUGCACUGGCCAGAAGGCUUGAAGGGUGAAGAGAUAAAGAAGUAUGGCCGGGAAGGGACACUGUUGAGUAAAUACAACCAGCAGUACCACAAGCUGUUUAAGGAUAUCCCCUUGGAGGAGAUGGUUCUCAAAGUGUGUUCCUGUGCCCUCCAGAGGGAUCUUCUUCUCCAGGGCCGGCUCUACAUCUCCCCCAACUGGCUCUGCUUCCAUGCCAGCCUCUUUGGCAAAGACAUCAAGGUGGUCAUUCCUGUGGUAUCUGUGCAAAUGAUCAAGAAACACAAAAUGGCGAGACUCCUUCCCAAUGGACUGGCUAUCACCACCAACACAAACCAGAAGUAUAUCUUUGUGUCACUUCUUUCCCGGGACAGCGUAUAUGACAUGCUGAGGAGGGUCUGCACCCACCUACAGCCUUCCAGCAAGAAGAGUCUGAGUAUAAGAAAACUUCCAAAGGAACCUGAGUUCGAGUCUCUGGAAGUCCUUAUCCCUGAAAUGAAAUGGAGAAAAGUGUGCCCAGCUUCCACGUCCCUGUCACUUCCAGACAACAUCUCUUGUAUCCCUCGGGUACCCACGGACUCCACAGAUAACUGCUUCCCCUCCAGAAAACCUCCAGGGUCUGAGACUAUCAUCUGUGAGGAAGAGGCGUUGGAGGAGGAGACCACCAUGGACCAGGAAUUGAGGCUCUGGGAUUCCAGGCUCCUCAAAGUCAUCUUUGUGAUGAUCUGCUUCUUAGUCAUGUCCUCAUCCUAUCUGGCAUUCCGAAUCUCCCGGCUGGAACAGCAGCUAUGCUCCUUGAAUUGGGGUGGUCCACUCCCAGGGCACAGGUAACAGCCACUUGAUCUUCAUCCCCACACCUUCUCCAAGAAGAAUGCUCUAGGUGCUAAGUCUCUACCAACAAUUCCUGGGGUUUAUGGUGCUGCUGUGCUGACACUGAGUAUGAAGGAAAACAUUCUAGAUCCCUUUUCCACGCCCCUAAGUCUUCCCUCAAUGAGUGAUCUGAAAUACCUAAUUACAAAUUAACUGGCUCCUACAAUUUUUGGACUCAAAAAAGGUAGAUUUUCUUUUUUUGGAACCAAUUGAGAAAUUCUGUACACACUAAGCUUCAGCGAACACUUAUGAGGGGAAAAAAUUAACUUGUUCUUUGGAAACAAUGGUUCUGGCACACAGGCAGAGCCCUGAGGGCCACCUCCAGGGCCAAAAGGCAUGCUUUGAUACAUGGAAUGCAGCUUGAUGUCUCAUGUGUGAGUGUUGCAGGACAGUAACAGGGGCCGAACUGCAAACCACGAUGAGCUCUGCUCUCCCCCAGAAUUCUGUACUGUCACCUGGGACUCUCAGAAUCCUUAUUUUGGAGCCCAUAGGACUUUUUGGCAGGAAGCCAGGCACCUAGGGGCCUAUGAGAAGGAUGGGGUGUCAAGAAGAGAGCUCAUGGUCAAGAUUCCAGCAAGAGACAAAACUUCAUGCUCUGAGCUGAACUGAGGCUCUGGCCUGACCCUGUGUGAGGAAUCUGGCUGAGCUUGGAAAGAUGUGCCCACAUCAGAGGCUGGGGCUGAGAUUAGAGGUCCCAGAAUUCCCUUUCCUUAGCAAUCCACUUUUUGGUGAGACAGGUGACACAGAGACUUUGGUCCCUGGUACUAGGGCUAUCCCCCAUGUGCACAAGAUAGCUGUGUACUUCCUAACUGCCCAGAUGUCAGGCAUAACUAUCUGUACUUGUCAGGGAGGGUUGGCUGGACAGUGAGCAGUGAUAGUGUUGAACUACCUCAGGACAGAGUUCACUCAUGUCAUCUAUAGUCAGUAUGUUCCAGGCCACUCUGUGGGAUCCAGUCACCCUGAAUAAGAUAGAUGCAUCCAAGGUGGACCAGGUUCAUUGCAGGGACCAGGUGAAGCCUGACCUAUUUGGAGAGAAGACAGGUAGUGAUGAGAUGGGUGGACACUGAUGGUUUUGCCAUAGAGAGUCGUCCUCUGUCCAUAUUCCCCAGGACUCUCAUCUGCUAAAACAGUGCUUUUGGAAGUUCUAGAAAGACCUUUGUGAGGACAGAGAUACCAGGGAAAGGUGAUAGUGAUGGAGUGGGAUGAUAUCAGAAAUAGCCACUGUUUCCCCCUCUCUCUUGCUGAGUGGGGGGCAGGGUAGCUGGGAGAGAAAAUUAUUGCAGAACUGAUUGUCUAUCCAUGACAAAUCCAAAAACACUGGAUGGGUGGACAGUAGGUGACAACUCUUUGAGGUCUCUCAGGAGACGGUUCAGUCUUGUCUCAGGUGAAACCCAUUGUCCAUCUCGUUCCCUUCACACUGACAUAUCAGAUGAACGCCCAUCCUUUUUGUUUUGAACCAGCUCCUCUUAUCACUCUCUUCCAUCAUAUUUUCAGGGAAACAGUCCCCCUUGUCCAAGUGCUUUCCCUCCCUGGUCCCUGCUGAAAGGCAGGGAGAACAAAUCCAUUCUGAUCCUUGCUAGGUUGGACAUAAGUAGAUGUGCCAACAUGCUGGGGAACCUGGUCUCUAGCUAGACCUGGGUUUAGAAAGGGCAGGAGGCAGGCUGUAGUAUAGGUGGCUUUGGAAACAUGCUUGGGGGCCAGGGCUUGGAGUGGUGCAGGUGUACCCAUCCUUCCGGAGGCUCUUCUCCCUGCCUUUCCCCUUUGUCCCCCAUCCUGCUCCUCUGGAGCUGCUUACUGUGUGUUCUGUUGUGCUCGUGUAUAAACUUUGAGUGUUUAUACAUUCCUGCUUGAACUGGCUAAUGCCCCUCUAAUUCUCUGAGGGUUUGGUUCAACCACCCUUGGGUUGUUCCACUAUGGCCAUUAGCCUUUGAAAAAAUUUUAGAUGGGUUCAAUCCCCAGUA
Messenger RNA from Nannospalax galili (Upper Galilee mountains blind mole rat), 2997 nucleotides. RefSeq names its product GRAM domain containing 2A (gene Gramd2a). Gene Ontology annotation, biological process: regulation of store-operated calcium entry. Lineage: Eukaryota; Metazoa; Chordata; Mammalia; Rodentia; Spalacidae. The coding region runs from base 35 to 997 and encodes 320 amino acids. Gene Ontology annotation, molecular function: phosphatidylinositol-4,5-bisphosphate binding. The record is from RefSeq and is a predicted model, not a curated record. Gene Ontology annotation, cellular component: organelle membrane contact site; endoplasmic reticulum membrane; extrinsic component of cytoplasmic side of plasma membrane. The transcript has 12 exons.